AUGUUUACCGGUCUAGUUGAGACAAUUGGGACCGUCACGGCCCUUGAGCCUCUCGAUACCUCGUCGAGCGGGGGCGGGGGAACCUCACUCACCAUCUCCGACUGUGAGGAGAUCUUGGGGGACGCAAACUUGGGCGAUAGUAUUAGUGUCAAUGGAACAUGUCUGACUGUUACCGCGUUCGAUAAAACCUGGUUUAAGGUCGGUGUCGCGCCGGAGACGCUGCGUCGCACGAACCUUGGGUCUUUGCAAAAGGAUUCACGCGUCAACCUCGAGCGUGCUGUCUCGGCUGAUACUCGCAUGGGUGGUCAUUUCGUUCAGGGUCAUGUUGAUACCGUCGCGAACAUCCUGUCUGUCACGCCGGACGGGAACGCCCUGACCUUCCGGCUCCAGCCGCGUGAUAAGGACGUGCUGCGCUACGUUGUAGAAAAGGGAUAUGUGACUCUGGAUGGUACUAGCUUGACUGUCACCAAGGUCGUCGAUGGAGACGACGGCUACUGGGAGGUCAUGAUCAUUGCCUACACCCAAGAGAAGGUAGUCACAGCCGCGAAGAAGCCUGGCGAAGAGGUCAACGUUGAGAUUGACAUUGUGGGCAAAUACGUUGAGAAGAGUGUACAGGGAUACUUUGCUGGCACUGCCGGAGGAGACUUUGCUGUCCUCGAAAAGAUGGUUUCUCGCAUGGUCGAUGAGAAACUCAGCAAGAAAUAA
Molecule: messenger RNA, 705 nt
Organism: Penicillium angulare
Lineage: Eukaryota; Fungi; Ascomycota; Eurotiomycetes; Eurotiales; Aspergillaceae
Product: riboflavin synthase
Exons: 3
Coding region: 1-705 (234 amino acids)
Biological process (GO): riboflavin biosynthetic process
Molecular function (GO): riboflavin synthase activity
Source: RefSeq, a predicted model, not a curated record